UUAUUCGCCUGAAUUAAAUGAGUGGGUUUCUGAUAGGAUUUACUUUUUGGUGAAUACCAAUUGGAAUUUAGCUUCAUUUCAGGGAGCACAUUAUACUGUCAGUCGAUAUUGAACCUUAAUUGUACCGCAUGUGCUGCUUCAGCUGAGUGUGGGCCGUGCUUGUCGCGGUCAAUCGGUGUCGGAUUUGUUCCUCGUGUUGUGAUGGCUCUCGGAAGUGAAGUGAAUGAUGAGAAUUCUACAAAAAAUACUUCUCUAAAAGUGAAAAACGGUUCGGCUAGCAACAAUGUGAAGGACAAGAGUGGUAGCGAGAAUGUUAUCAAAGCCGACAAGGUGGAGGUCACAAAGAUGAAAAAGAACAUAUCGGUGAAGACGGCAGGCAGCAACGGGCACGCGCGCACGCCCAACGGGCGUGCCGACGACGAGGGCGGUGGUAGCGCGCGCGUGUCCUACGCGGCUGCCGCGCGCAAGCCUACCUCCCCCGGUACCAACCCGGCACCGUUCCCUAUGCCCACAGAAACCACACAAAAAUCAAAAAGCAAUAACGAAAAGACACAAACGAAUUCCAAUAAAUCCAAUUCAAACCUUAACGGGGCAGAACGGAUAUUUAGCGACAGCAGUGAUCUUAAAGACGAGAAGUCACACACCAAAGAGCAAAUUGUAAAUGGAACAAAUAAAUCGCACGAGACCAUUGUUAAUGGCGACGCUAAAAAAGAAAAUUCAGAUUGUGAUAUUAGUAGUAGUAGUGAUAAUGGUAAAGUAGUUUCUAAUGGAAUUAACAGUGAUUCAGACGAUUCGAAGUCCAGCAAGUCUGACGAGGGUCAUGAUGUCGUAUUACCGAAGGUUUGUCCGAAGAAAAACUCUGAAAGUAGGGUAUCUGAUAAGAAAAAAGAGAGCAAAAAGACUAAGGCGGCAGCUGAUAAGAGUAAUGAGUCUGAAAAGAAAGUGACUGUUAUCGUAACGGAUAAGAAAGAAGAAGAUUCAAAGGCAUCAGAUGCCACAGAAAAAGUUAACGGUGAAUGUAAUAAAGUCGUUAAUGGAGAUAAAGAUAGGGAGUCGACGCCCAGUGAAGAUGGCGAUGACAAAAAGAGAGAUGCUGAGGUUGUUUUCAUUCAAGAUAUGGGAUUCACUGUUAAAAUUGUUAGCCCUGGAGCGGAACCAUUAGAUAUUCAGGUAUUGAGCAUGGAGCUCGUGCAAGAAAUCCAUCAGGUGUUGAUGGAUCGGGAAGACACCUGUCACAGAACCUGUUUCUCUCUGCAACUCGACGGCGUCACCCUAGAUAACUUCGCGGAAUUGAAAAAUAUUGAAGGAUUAAAGGAAGGAUCAGUUAUCAAAGUGGUAGAAGAACCGUACACGAUGCGGGAGGCUCGCAUCCACGUGCGUCACGUGCGCGACCUGCUCAAGUCGAUAGACUACACCGACGCCUAUGCCGGGCAAGAGUGUAGCUCGCUUGCCUUCCUCAAUGUUAUCACCCAGGGCGAUAUUCUAGAAAAGAAGAAGUCGCGCCCAGAGAGCGUAGAUUGCACGCCGCCCGACUACAUAAUGCCAGGCAGCACAGAGCGGCCAUUAUUGCCCUUGCAUCCGGGGCUGACCAAGGAGAACAAAGCUCCCCAAUGUUUGAAGGUGCUGACGACCUCGGGCUGGAACCCGCCGCCGGGCCCACGCAAGAUGUGCGGCGACCUGCUGUACCUACACGUCGUCACUCUCGAGGACCGCCACUUCCAUAUCACGGCGUGCCCUCGCGGAUUCUACCUCAAUCAGUCCACCGAAGAAGUGUUCAACCCCCGCCCCUCCACCCCGUCCCUGCUGUGCCACUCCCUCAUCGAGCUGCUGAGCAUCGUGUCUCCCGCGUUCAAGCGCAACUUCGCUCUGGUCCAGAAGAAGCGCAUGCAAAAACAUCCCUUCGAGAGGGUCGCGACGCCGUACCAGGUGUAUCAAUGGGCGUCGCCUAUGCUCGACCACACAGUGGACGCGAUACGCGCAGAGGACACAUUUUCGUCAAAGCUCGGCUAUGAAGAACACAUCCCGGGGCAGACGCGAGACUGGAACGAGGAGCUGCAGACCACUCGCGAGCUGCCUCGCGGCACCUUGCCCGAGCGGCUACUCCGCGAGAGGGCUAUUUUUAAGGUUCACAGCGACUUCGUGGCGGCAGCGACGCGCGGCGCCAUGGCGGUCGUGGACGGGAACGUGAUGGCCAUCAACCCCGGCGAGGAGCCCAAAAUGCAGAUGUUCAUUUGGAACAACAUUUUCUUCUCGCUGGGCUUCGAUGUGCGCGAUCACUAUAAGGACUUGGGGGGAGAUGCGGCUGCCUUCGUCGCGCCGCGCAACGACCUCCAAGGAGUCCGCGUAUACAGCGCUGUGGACACCCCCGGGCUGCACACGCUCGGCACCGUCGUGGUGGACUACCGCGGCUACCGCGUCACCGCGCAGUCCAUCAUCCCCGGCAUCCUCGAGAAGGAGCAGGAGCAGAGCGUCGUCUACGGCAGCAUUGACUUCGGCACCACCGUGCUCUCGCACCCCAAGUACAUGGAGCUGCUCAGCAAAGCCGGUCAACAGCUGAAGAUAAUGCCGCACUCUGUAACCAGCGCCAACGGCGAGACCGUCGAACUGUGCUCGAGCGUGGAGUGCAAGGGAAUCAUCGGCAACGACGGCCGCCACUACAUCCUCGACCUGCUGCGCACCUUCCCGCCCGACGUCAACUUCUUACAGCUGGAAGACGACGAGCUGAGAGAAGACAUCAAAGCAAUGGGCUUCCCUAUUAUCCACAAGCACAAGUUGUGUUGCCUUAGGCAGGAAUUAGUCGAUAGUUUCGUUGAGGCCCGUUACUUCAUGUUCAUCCGCUACGCAGCGUUCCACCUCCAGCAGCUCAGCGCCAAGCGCCAGCGCGACUCUGGCGACGCCAAACCAAUCGAAGCCGGCAAAGAGCCAGAGGACAAAGAACCGGCCAAGGAAACCAAAGAGCCAGAGAGUAAACGCGACAAGAAGAGCCAGGAGAAAGAAGCCAAAGAUAAGAAAAAGGAUAAAAAGGAAAAGGAAAGUGCCAAAAAAGAAGAGGUUAAGGUUGAAAAAGACGGUGAAAAACCCAAGGAGGAUGAUUUAUUAUUGAAUGAGAAUUACUCGGAUAUCGACACCGAUGUCGCUAAGAAGAUUGUAGAAAGCAUCACAGAUUCUAUCUGCGGCGACAAGGACAAGGAAGAGAGCGAUACAGGCGGACGCUCCCGUGCGGUAGUGGCGGCAGCAGCUCGCGCCGUAUCCUCGCUGAAGGAGUCCGAGUUCGACGUGCGCUUCAACCCCGACGUGUACUCGGCCGGCAUCCGCCACGCCGCGCCGCCCGGCUCGCUGGCGCGCCAGCGACACCUAGUCAAGGAGGCCGCCGCCUUCCUGCUCACUACACAGAUACCCGCCUUUGUCCGCGAAUGCUUGGAGCAGCAGGCGGCGCCCAUGGACGGGUCGGGGCUGGCGGAGGCGCUGCACGCGCGCGGCAUCAACAUGCGCUACCUGGGCCGCGUGGCCGCCGCGCUCAAGCCCGUCGCCGCCCUGCAGUACCUGCACGCCAUCGCCGUCGGCGAGCUCGUGCUGCGCGCCGCCAAGCAUCUCUACACUGCCUACCUGCAGGGUUGCGAGCCGAUGUGCAUCGGGUCCGGCGUGGCGCACUUCCUCAACUGCCUGCUGGGCCUGUGCGCCGCGCCGGGCGUGUCGGGCGCCGCCACGCUGGCGCCGGCGCGGGGCCGCGGCGGGCGCGGGCGCAGGACGCGGCGCCCCGCCCCCGCCGGCCCGCUGCCCGAGUGGCAGAACCUCACGCCUAAGGCGUUGUUCGCGCAGAUCAAGCAGGAACUUAAGGCGUAUUGGGGCUAUGAAUUGGCUGCCGAUAACAUGGAUAAUAUUAUUGAAAAGCACGGCCUACAAAAAAUAUCACUUCUCCGGUCUUUCGCAUUGAAAGUCGGACUCCAAAUUAUGCUGCGGGAAUAUGACUUCGACAGCAAGAACAAGGCCACAUUCUCCAGCGCGGACAUUAUGAAUAUCUUCCCCGUUGUCAAACAUAUCAAUCCUAGGGCAUCGGACGCCUACAAUUUCUACACAACGGGCCAAAACAAAAUCCAAGCGGGCUCCGUAUCCGAGGGCCACGAACUGAUCGCGGAAGCUCUCAACCUGCUCAACAACGUAUAUGGAGCUAUGCACGGCGAGAUCGCGCAGUGCCUGAGGAUGGUCGCGCGGCUGUGCUACGUGACGGGCGAACAUAGGGACGCGAUGGCGUACCAGCAGAAGGCCGUGCUCAUGUCUGAGAGGGUCAACGGCAUCGACCAUCCUUACACUAUUACCGAAUAUUCGCACCUGGCGCUGUACUGCUUCGCCAACGGGCAAGUGAGCACGGCGCUCAAGCUGCUGUACCGCGCGCGCUACCUCGCGCUGCUCGUCUGUGGCGAGAACCACCCGGAGAUGGCGCUGCUUGAUAGCAACAUCGCUUUAAUACUACACGCGGUCGGCGAAUACGAGCUGUCUCUCCGCUUCGUGGAGCGCGCGCUGAGCGUCACGAGCGCGGUGCACGGCGCGCGCUCGCUCAAGGCGGCCGUGGCGCGCCAUCUACUUGCGCGGACCUUAUCCUGCCUUGGCGACUUCCGUGCUGCGCUCACGCACGAGAAGGAGACCUACUCCAUAUACAAGCAGCUGCUAGGCGAGAAGCACGAGAAGACGCGCGAGUCGUCGGAGUGCCUGCGGCACCUGACGACGCAGGCGGUGGUGCUGCAGAAGCGGCUCGCGGAGGCCUACGCGCGCGCGCCGCACCAGCCGCCGCAGCACCCGCCGCUGCACAUCCAGCCGCCCGGCAUGGCCUCCGUCAUCGACAUGCUCAACCUCAUCAACGGCAUACUCUUCGUGCAGAUCAGCCCUCAAGAUAUUGAGCAGUUCAAAGCAGAAAUAGAAAAAAGACAACUAAAAGACUUACCGAUCCCGGGCCUGGCUGAGCUGAGCACCGGCAAAGAGAAAGCCGAGAAGACGGAGCUGAACGCGGGCGGAGACGCGUCCACAGAGAGUUGAAAACGCCGGCCGUAAUCCACUCCCGCUUUACGUCCAGGGCCGGGUUAUCUAUAGAGGCAAUGAAGGCAGGCAUAUUUAUGAGCUGACUAGGUUCUACAGACAACAGAGUUUAGUGGAUUGUUACCGUUAUAACGUUAACGGUUUACAAUCUACGCUUCAAAACCGAUAGCGCCGUGAGCGCCAUCUAGUUCGGGUGUCAAAGUGACAUCCAUUCAAAUAUUGUUCGAAUCAAUUCAUGUUCAUUGAUAACUCGUUAUCUGUGGCCAUAUUGAGAGAAUAACAUGAAUGGAAAUGCCUGACGCUGCUUGCAGUGCCGAUAGGCCGAUGUACACAGCAUGCGUAAUCCAGCUUGGAUCCUGCUCCCUUCGCAGGACAUCGCUUGCGUUACGUAGAAAGCAGGAAACUUGCUACAUACGCGACUAAUGGGGCUUGGCCUUAAAUGCCUGUAUGGCUUAAUCCGGCCCCGUGAACAUUUAUUAUACAUUGUUACUUUAUACUUAUUGAUUGAUGAUAUUGUUCCUUAUUAUCGAAGAAUGUAUGCCGUAGUAGGUAGCGUGCUAAGGUUUGAUGUAGAUUUUUUUAUUAGUCAAAUUUUGAUGGUAAUUAUUUCGAUCAAAUAAAUAAUUAUGCGUUAUUUUAAGUCUCGCAGAGUGCAAUAGGUUUAUGUGCAUGUGCGUACGUUGCGUAUUUCGCUCAAAUCACGUCUGAACACAAUGAUUUCGUAGGACCUAAAAUCGGCCUUCAGUUUUCUACAUUCUUAUACAAGAAAGUAGUGUAACAAUUGGUUUAAUUCUGUACACUAUGAAGAGAAGUAAUAUGCCUAAUGACAUUCGAUUCUAGUCGAGAUGAUAUCAGUAAAAAAAGCUCAAAGUAAAGGAUCUGAGAGAUAUUUGGGAUUAUUACACUAACUAAAAGGGUUCUCACUCACUAGAAACGUAUGUCCGGAAAUACAAUGAAUUUCUGGAAAAAAAUAUUAAAAAAGAGAACAAAAAUAUUUUAAUCUUUUAUGUCUCAAAGGUUUAGCCUUAUUCUCAAAUGCUUCUAAUGAUUAAUAAAAGAAAUGGAACCCAUAUUUUUUCGACAAUGAUUGAUGAGGAAGCUAUUUAUAAUGUUUAUUGAUGUAUUUAAGUGAGGAAGUUAUUUAUAUUGUUUAGUGAUGUAUUUAUUUAUGCAAAAUAUUAUUUAUAUUAAAUAAAGAUCUCUCGUUUUGGCAGUCAUGUGAACACAGUAAAAUACCUAUUUCACCUUUGUUUCACUAAGCAUAAUAUGCAUGCAUGAAUUAUUUUGAAAAGUACCGAUACCGAUUUUGAGGUCCUGCAAUCACUAUGUGGACGUAGGUUUAAUUUUAUGCUUCCGUUUCAAAUUCACAAUUUGAUCGUUAUCCGAUGUAGUGCAAUGGAAAUGUAGUGAUAAUAGCAAUAAGUUUCGGUUGUGAGCCCGGACCGCACUGCGCCUGGUGUCCGGUGUCCGGUGUCCGGCGUCUGGUGCUACCGGCGAGUCCGAAUAAACAAAUGAUUUUAUGAAUUGUUAUGUCGAGUAUUAUUUCUUUACUUAAUUAGUACGGGAGUAUAUUGUUGACAUGCCCAUAGUCGUAGAAAUUUUGUUAUAUUGUCAUUGAAAUGUAACAGGAUUUGAACAUUUCUGUAGGUUUUUAAUUACGUAAGAAAUUGAUAUUAAUCAGAUUUCUAGAUUGGAUUUUGUUUUGUAGUUAGUUGCCUGUUUGCGAUGAUCCGUGUCGUUAGUCGACCGCAACGGCGAUAGGUUUUUUCCUUCGACCAAAGUAACGAGUAUGACGAGUGACGGAAGAUUAUACGCGAGGUGGGAGCCUGGAUUGGAAAGACUUAAAUUUAACUCCGAAUUAUCUACUGAUAUAAUACACUUUGAUUGUUAGCUUACUUUCAGAUUUUAGUGUGAUUAGUGCCAUAUAUGUAGUGAGAAUAAAUCUCUUCGUAAUGUUUCUGUUAGUCUGUGAUAUAAAUGAAUUGUUUUAUCAACGAGCCACUUGCCUUGUUUAACAGUAUCUUCUUUAGGUAUUUCAACUGGUCACGUUUUUAAUUGUUGCUAUGUAAAUAAUACUAAUUUCCCAUUCUGACAAUAAUCUUCCGAUGCAUGUGAUUUCAUCUUGUGUCUAAUAAUCUAUGCAUGGCUUUUAAAUCAAACAGAAUCAAUAUUGUUACUUUUAUUUUUUAUUGCUAUGAAUUUUAUCUGAUUUUUGUCAAAACUUUUUCUGUGUAUGUGUAAACCAAUGAAACUGUCAAUUGAAAAGAUAUAUACAAAACCGAAUGAGAAGACCACACUUUAUUUUUUUGGUGAUCUUUAUAAAAGUUAAUCAAAAUUUACCUAACUACAUAAUUAUAAACGGUAUCUCAAUACCACAAUUAAUGUAAUACAAUGCAUCACAAUUAAUGUAAUAAAUAAACAGGCUUAUGAAGAUGAGAAUGAGAGAAAAGAAUGAGAAGUAAACACCAUUGCAAGUGUAACUUAACAAUCAUACCAUGUAUCCUUAAUGAUAAGCUCCUCCCAUAACUAACAAUUGAAUGUUACUUAACUUUUAAGGAAGUUGUUAGAUGAAGUAUGUGCCUAAGCAAACAAUAAUAGUUGUUGUUGUUACAUUUCUUUAACAAUAUGACGACCAUGUAAAUACGGCGCUGUUCGUAGUAUACUAAUAAAAAUCGUUUUUAA
Cydia strobilella is the source of this 7713-nucleotide messenger RNA. RefSeq names its product clustered mitochondria protein homolog (gene clu). Gene Ontology annotation, cellular component: cytoplasm. The record is from RefSeq and is a predicted model, not a curated record. NCBI's taxonomy places the organism in Eukaryota, Metazoa, Arthropoda, Insecta, Lepidoptera, Tortricidae. Gene Ontology annotation, molecular function: protein binding; mRNA binding. Bases 202 to 5031 code for a protein of 1609 amino acids. The transcript is spliced from 25 exons. Gene Ontology annotation, biological process: intracellular distribution of mitochondria.